GGCUUCUCCAAGAAUUGAUGGCCACUGACUGCAAGUGCGCUUAGGUUAGGAUGUAAUACUUUCUCGGGAAAAUAUAAAAUAGGCGUUUUUCAUAAGAACUCAGAUUCUCUGUCCAAGUCAUGGCAUCCUCUUUUAAUAGAUUGAACUUGAUCUAUUACAUUGGGUCUCUGUCUUUUAGAAAGCUUCUGGAGGCUGUUGUUUUCGUUUCUAUGCCUUGAUGUAAAUAGAUAUAAUGUCUACCACCGGCAGAAAGAAGUCUUCUUCAUCAGUGAUAAAAUCCUUGGCCAAAUUUUUUGAUCCUAACGCUUUACAGAAUCAACAUGUCUCAUGAAGAGGGACCUUUUUCUACUGUCUUUAUCAAGCAAAAAAAUUUCUGCUCUCCUGAAAAUAGUUGUGUGUUGGACCUGAAGGCGGCUUCCUUCAAUCAGGAAAUUUAUGCAUUGCUGACAACGUUCUCCAGAGGUUAGAUUGUGCUUCCCAAGAAAUCUGAUCUAUGGAAAGGAAUAUUGAACUCUUAAAGGAAAAUGGAAGAAAUUGGCAAGGCUGCCACAGCAAAAAAGUUAAUGAUGUCUGAUAUGAAGCUGGUAUGCACACACGUUAAAAAGAAGUUCUCUGAGAUGGCGAAGAAUGAUGACCAACAUAAACCAAGAUUAGAAGAAGUUGAACAAGUGAUCCUAGAAGUUCAGCAACAUGUUGGUUCUUUGGAAGGGGAAUUAAAGACUUUUACACUCACUGAUCCAAUAUGCAGGAAAGAAGCUCCUUAUAAUGUCCUCAGAGUUGGUGAUAGUUUGAAAAAAGAUAAGUCAGAAAGUUGUUUCAGAAUGCAGAUGUUCUCAGAUAAAAAGGAAACAUCGUUCAACAAAUGGAAUGAAAAGGAAAAGUCGUAUCUUACUGCAAAGGGAACAAAAUCUAUAAAAAAGAAAAAAAUGCCCGAUUCCUCAGUUCUAGAUGGAUCUGAUGAGAAGUCAGAAUCACAUUCUCAUACAGAAAAGGUCCAUAAACUCAACAAGGAGAAUACAGGGAAGCCAAACACAUUUCUUGUUCAGAGAAAUUCCCCCAAAUCUUGUGAGUCUAAAGAGUGUGCAGAGAGACGUCAUAGCAUCAGUUGGAAAAGUUCUCUGCAGAAGACCUCAGGAAAGAGUCCAGUGGAAGUGAAUGCAAAUGAAGCCAACCAAAGUCAAAAUAACCCAGAUGCAGAAGGUGAUGAUCCAGGACUUGUGAAGAAGCAUGGUGGAUCUCAAGGAAGUCUAGGAAAUGUGGUAGAAGAUGACAAAAGAAAAGAUAUUACCAGGGAUGAAAAAGCAGGAGUAUCAGAAAAAAGAUCUCAAAGAAAAAAAUCGAUAGAAGAUGCAGAUAUCAAGCAUAAAGGAAAUGAAAAAGCUUCAUUCUUUCUGAAAGAUGAGCAAGCCAGCAGCAGCAAGCGUCGCGUAAACGAGGGAAGUUUUCUCAAAGAUGUCAACAAAAAGAGCAGAGUGUUUGUAGUGAAGGCCAGCGGUGGACUUAAACCAAAAGAAGCAGCUAAGCCAAAAACAACAGAACUUGUCUUACCUGGAAAAACAGUUGCAUCUAAAUCAACAGCUGCCAACAAGAACAAAGUGAAGCAAGAAGCUUCAAAGGGAGAUAAUUUUAUAAUUGAUAACAUACCGUCAACGCCUGCUCCUUUUGACCACAAGAUGAUCAAAGCAAAAGGAGCUGGGAUUGGUAGCUUUUAUCAAAUCUUCAAGAACGAACUUUUGGGAGGUGGACGAUUUGGCCAGGUGCAUAAAUGUGAAGAAAAGGAGACAGGUCUCAAAUUAGCAGCCAAAAUUAUAAAAGCCAGGAGCUUAAAGGAAAAAGAUGAAGUGAAGAAUGAGAUUAAUAUCAUGAAUCAAUUGACUCACAUGAACAUCAUUCAGCUGUAUGAUGCUUUUGAAUCAAAAAAUGAUGUUGUCCUUAUUAUGGAAUAUGUGGAAGGAGGAGAACUGUUUGAUCGGAUUCUUGAUGAGAACUCCAACUUGACAGAGAUGGAUGCCAUCUUAUUCAUAAAGCAAAUCUGUGAAGGGAUUCAGCACAUGCAUCAAAUGUAUAUUCUCCAUUUGGACUUGAAGCCUGAGAAUAUCUUGUGUGUGAAUAGAGAGGAAUAUCAAAUAAAGAUUAUUGACUUUGGGCUGGCAAGAAGAUACAAACCAAGGGAAAAACUUAAGGUCAACUUUGGCACUCCAGAAUUUCUUGCUCCUGAAGUUGUGAACUAUGAUUUUGUUUCUUUUCCUACUGAUAUGUGGAGUAUUGGUGUCAUUGCCUACAUGUUGAUUACUGGAUUAUCUCCUUUUCUGGGUGAUGAUGAUAAUGAGACUUUGAAUAACAUCCUGGCUUGUAGCUGGGACUUUGAAGAUGAAGAAUUUAAAAAUGUAUCUGAAGAAGCCAAAGAUUUCAUCUCUAAGCUUCUUAUCAAAGAAAAAUGCUGGAGAAUAAGUGCAGGUGCAGCUUUAAAACAUCCUUGGUUGUCCAACCAAACACUCCAUUGCAAACUGGAAGCUAAGAAGAAGAAGAAGAAAUGUUCUUCUCCAUUUUAAGCACCUGUGGUUCCAUAACAUCUCUCAGAACUGAAAGGAGAAGCUGCUGUGUAAUCAUUGUUUUUGUGAUGUUUGGAAACACAGAUGAGUUGUUCUGAGGCUUCACCUUCCUCUCCUACUCCCCGAGAUGACUUGAGGUUUUUACUAAGUGGACCAACAACCACUUGAGCUGCAGGAUUUACAUCCCAGUAGUGCUGUGCUACUUUCUUCUUCCCCUGCUUUCUUUCAAGUCUUCAGUGUCAAUUGGUAUUUCCAGGAAAGAAUCCCAUUUGAAGACAGUACUGAUUUAUGCUUGAGAUUAGUAUCUUUGCUUACAGUCAGCGUGAUAUUUCUGGUGUUUCCAGAAGUUUCAGCUUUUGAAAGUACGGCGAGAUGAUCAGAUUCCUGCUUAGCUCAGCAACAGAGGUUGACUUUGAUUUUGUGAUGGCUGCUUUCAGAACUACUGCAUUGAAAAAUGUGCUGUUAGAAAACAAUUGUUAAAAUUAUGUGUGAUGUGUAAUGGUUCAGAGAAGGUGGUCUCCCUUUUUCCUGCAAACACAGAAUGACUCUGCUAUUGUCAUGCAUGAACGACAUGAUAAGAUGUUUCCUGGAAUGUGUUCUCCACGCCUGCUGCUAACAUAUAGUAAUAUUCUAAUAUUAUUUAAAGAGGGAACUUUGGAAAAAGUUGGAUUUGGCAAGGAUGGGUCUCGAAUGCAGGUUUUUCUUUCAUUUUGUUUGAAUUUGCUAGCGAAUUGUAACUCUUCUUCAUAGCCUUUGAAUGUUUCUAGUGUAUUUAAAAUUGCCAUAGGUUAAGAAACAAAUGGAAUCUCCUAGUUUCUGAAAGCUGGUGCAGUGAAGGGUUACAAAUGGGAGCUGUGAAUAGCUAGAAACUCCCCUGGUGAUCUUAGGCAACAAGCUGUGUCUCAGCUUUAGCUCCCUGGGUGUUUGCAGAGGGGGUUGUGGGGUGGGGUGGAGAAGUUGGGUGGAGUGGGGUGGGCAAAGGGAAUUAAAGAUGUCAUAUGCUUCAUGAUAUAAUCAUGCAAGUGAAAGAACAUGAUCUGUAUGCUUUGUGAAAUGACAUCAUGCUGCAUAUGACAUAUUGUUGCAUGCACUGGAUGUCUCUGCUCAGCCCAUCAUCUCAACAUUAUACUAGCUUACAAACCCAGGUUGUGCCUGCAGACAGCUGAGUCUCAACACAAGAAACAUUUUAUGGACAAUAAAUAAUAGGCAAACACAAUUAAUUAUACUAGAAUUUUGUCAAGGGAUCGGUAAACUAAAUAGUGAAGAAUUAGUGGCACAGGGAUAUAAUUGUCAGUGGUUCUCUUAUUUACAAUUAUUAGAAAGAGUUCAAGUAGACAAAAUAAUUUAUCGUUUUGGACAUGGUAAGACUGAGCCUGAAACAGAACUGUACCAAAAUUAGUUUAGUAAGGCAAUUGUUAAAACAUGUAAGUGUUUAUUGACAUUUGAAACAGGCAAAUGGUAAAGUGGGCAAAAAUGUUGGAUAUAAUACACAGAUAGAAUAAUGGGGAAAUAUGUUGCUGAAAGGUUUGAAAUUUACCUUAUGUUAUAAUCUUAAAAUGAAUUUUUAUAAAAUGAUGUACCAUAAGUAUAUGUACCAUUGAGAUAUCUAUCUAUCUAUCUAUCUAUCUAUCUAUCUAUCUAUCUAUCUAUCUUUCAAAUUUAUGUUGGAAGCAUGAACAACAAGAGGGGACAUUUUAUCAUGUUUAGUGGACGUGUAAAAAAGCUAGAAAAUUCUGGAUCCAAAUCUAUACAUUGAUUCAGCGGAUUUUCAAGAUUAAUAUACAAUUGAAACCAGAGGAGUUUUUUGAGAGGGAUUGAUGGACAAAAGUUAUGGAAUGUUGUUGUUGUACAGUACAAUUGCAGUAAGAUUAUUGUAUGCACAAAAAUGGAAAUAUAUGGCAUUAUCCCAAUGGAAAGAUAGUUGAUGAAAACGAUGGAACUUGCCAAGAUGGCUAAAUCGACUUCUUUGAUCAGGCAAAGUAUCUAUGUUUGUUGCUAACUUUAUAGAAUUUUUUGUGUAAAACCGAAAAAAAAUGAGCUUAUGAUUUAUGGCUUGAAUGAUUAGACAGAAUGGAUUACAGAGAGGAGACAGUUAUAUUGUAAUCAUACAGAAAGAGGUAGAUUGAUCAUUGUACUUGUAACUGCUGUAAAGAAGAUUGGAAGCUAUUCUUUGUAUGUUUUUUUCUUUCUUUUUUAUUUUUGUUUUUCCCUUUUUUCCCUUUCUUGCAGUUUAACUUUUUCUUCAAUUUAUUUCUUUUUCUUUUCUUUAUCUUACUUUAUAGCAGUUUGUAUUUAUUUUCAUUUUCCUUUUUAAAAAAUCUUUAAUAAAAUUAUAAUAUUACCACAGCUACAUCUGGUCUACCAGCUUAGUUGUAAAGAUAGAUGAAAUAAGAUACUAGAAAUUGUAUGCUAUAAAUACAUACAUGCACUCCCAUCUACAUGUGGGUUUUUCUCUAUAAACAAUGCAGGUUAACAAACCUGCAAAUAACAAAAAAAAGAUCAUCUGUAGAAACAAAGAAAAAACCCCAAAUAUCAAAUAGAUCUAACAUUAAUUUGUUUUCUUUUUUUCUGUUCUGUAUUUUAUCUUUGGUGAUAAAAGAAAAAUAAACGUGCUUUAAAAAAACUGUGCAGGAUCAAUUAUCAGUGAGUGGGGAUUUAUAUUAGCUCCAUUACUAAACAAUUCCCUCCAAAUAUACACUGGCUAAGGAAUUAAAAUAUUAUGAAUUUGGUAGUUUGGAUAAGUUGUGAGAGAUCAGCAUCUAUUUUACUAAAUAGCAAAAAAGAAAAAAAUUCUCAGGGCAGUUUCUUGGGAAAAAUGUUUUAUUUCCUUGAGGCUGAUUAUUUCUUUAUCCAACUUCAUAAGACCUUUGGCUGUAGAAAAAUAAUCUCUGCGGAAAUAGAUUUAUAAAUGGUUUUGCAUCACAUAAUGUGCCAGAAGAUAAGGAGAAAGUAAAUAUAUGCUAUGAGUCAAGGGAAUGUCUGCUAAGAGAUCCUGCAAAUCCAAUCCUUACCUGUUCAGUUAAUAAAUGGACACCAACUUGGUUGGAGUGUGUGUGUUCAUUUAAAGAAAUAAAAUUAAGAAACAUUACAUUUCUAUUUCUACCAUAAA
Messenger RNA from Pantherophis guttatus, 5661 nucleotides. RefSeq names its product myosin light chain kinase family member 4 (gene MYLK4). Gene Ontology annotation, biological process: protein phosphorylation. Lineage: Eukaryota; Metazoa; Chordata; Lepidosauria; Squamata; Colubridae. Gene Ontology annotation, molecular function: protein kinase activity; ATP binding. The record is from RefSeq and is a predicted model, not a curated record.